UCUAAGUUAUGGCUACUGUAUUUAGAAACAGAAGUACCAUUCUCAGCCAGUUAAUUAUCUUCUUAGUGGUAAUUGCCAUGUUAGUGGAAACAAAAUCCAUUCGUGUUAAACGUUGGAUAAAAUGUGCGUCUUCAUUGUCUUCAAUGACAAUUGUACCUUCAUGCCCAUAUGACGAAAACACAUAUAUCAAAAGAGCUCGGUUGAAAAACUGCUCAGCGGUAAAAGCUUGUUGGGAUGAACGUUGUGUGUAUCACUGUGCACUAAAUCCAUGGGGAAAUGCAACAAUAGAAGUAUGUGCACCAGAAACACAUCUAACAGGUUCUUAUUGCAUUCAAUACAAUCCAGGGGUAGGGCGUAUUUUCAAACUGUACAGCCGCCCUUGCAAAGAGUGUCCCUUUAACUAUAACUCUACCACAUCGUAUAAAUAUCAAUCCUGCUACAAAGACAUAGGGGACCAAGAGACUUCCAAAAGUGAUGAAAAUUCGGAUCCUCACGCUAUUUCUAAUUCACUUUUUGUAAAUAGGAAUUCAAAUUUGAAUUCAACAAUCAAUACUGUCAACAAUGUGUCCCAUGAGUUAAAAACUUCGUUAUCAUCUAGCUUUUCAACAAUCACCCAUGCACCACAGUCCUAUUCACUUCACACGAAACAAAGGGUUUCUAAUGACGAUGAUGUAAAUUAUGGAUUUCUCGGAGGAGCUUUAGCAUUAUUUGUUACCUGUAGCAUCUUUGUGCUUCUGAUUAUAUUUUGUAAAGAAAAACUAUCCUCCCAAAUAAAACAGCUGAAGCAGUGUUUAGCAGAUCAAAAUGAAUUAGAAGAUAACAAAGACAUAAAAGAGGAAGAAAAAGAACAGGUCGUCAAAUACCAGUUCGAUAAGACGGGGAAGAGAACGUCAUAAAAUCGGGAAAAAGAUCUAGAUAUUCAAGAAAAAGAAAUGAGGAAUAAGUAUAGAAGAGACAAAAAUGGACAAUGAGGAUCCCUGCUAUAAUGAUUUGACUGAAAAAAAAACAUGUGUGAAAACUAUUACAUUUAUGCAGAUCUAAUAUACAUGUAAGACUCUGAAUUCCAAAAUUGACAAAGUAUAUUUUGCAAAUGACACGGGAAGAACGAAACGAACAAAGAGGAGAAAGAAAUAUUGAUACACUUUAAAAAAAAUCCCGUAUA
This is a messenger RNA of Saccostrea cuccullata (small rock oyster), 1162 nucleotides long. RefSeq lists its product as uncharacterized. The transcript is spliced from 8 exons. Lineage: Eukaryota; Metazoa; Mollusca; Bivalvia; Ostreida; Ostreidae. Bases 9 to 896 code for a protein of 295 amino acids. The record is from RefSeq and is a predicted model, not a curated record.